AUGUUUCUUACGAUUGUUUUUGUCGCAACUAUUGCGUGUCUUAUUGCUACUUACUUUUGGAGAAUUAAUCGUCAAUAUGAUUAUUUCAAAUGUCGAAAUAUUCCAGGACCACCACCUCGUUUCUUCUAUGGUCAUUAUAAAGAGUUUUGGUCAACAGAGACUUAUUCUAAACAAUUACAAAAAUGGACUCGUCAAUAUGGAUCAAUCUAUGGAUUAUUCGAAGGUAUAAAACCUAUGUAUGUUGUAUCAGAUGUUAAUUUUCUUCAAGAAAUUUAUAUCAAACAAUUUUCAUCAUUCCAUUCACGGUCUAUUUCGAAGAUAAUGCGUGUAGAAAAUGAUGGAAAAAUUCAUUUAUUUAGAGCAACUGGCACACGAUGGCGCCAUCAACGAGACAUUUUUAAUUUAAUGUUUUCAACUGCUAAACUUAAUACAAUGAUACCUUCGAUUAAUGAUUGUCUUAAUACAAUGUUAAAUAAAAUAGCAAGAAAUAAGAAUAAAGAAAUUAAUAUUUUUGAUUUUUACAAACGAAUGACUAUGGAUAUCAUAUGUCGUUGUACAUUUGAUAUUAAUGCUAAUUUUCAAAAUAAUAUUAAUAAUUCAUAUUUACAAAAAUUCGAAGAAAUGUGUGAGAUAAAUACAGAUCAAUUAACUAUUUUUCAAUUGAGCAAUUUAAUACCAUUUCUUGCUCAUCCUUUACAUGAUUUUCUCUUUUGUCUAUUAGCCGUUCGUAGAAGAGCAGCUGAAUUAAUACCAACAUUAAGAAAUUAUAUUGAAGAAUUUCCUAUUUUCUGUUUGAUUAAUCGAAUUUAUGAAAUUGCUAAUCUUCGAAGAACAUCAGUGCCAGAGGCAAAUGAAUGCAUAGAUUUCUUACAAUUAAUGAUUGAUACUUCUACUAAUGAUGAAAUAACAGAUCAUACUGUAGGUCAAUUGAGGACAAAAGCAUUGAAUUCAGAUGAAGUAGCAAGUAAUGUAUUGAUUUUCGUAGCUGCUGGUUAUGAAACAGUAUCAACUACAUUAGCGUAUUGUACAUAUGUUUUGGCUACAAAACCAGAUAUUCAAGAAAAACUUAUUUAUGAAAUUAAUCAAAAUCCGUCGGAUGAUAUUGAUAAAGAAUGUAUUGAUGAUGUUGAAACAAAUCUUACCUAUUUGGAUAUGUUUAUACGAGAAGUCCUUCGAAUGUAUCCUAUAACUACUAAAGCAAUGACUCGUGAAUGUAAUACAACAACAACUGUUUGUGGACACAUCAUUGAGAAAGGAUGUAUUAUUCAACCUGAUAUUUUUAGUAUUCAUUAUAAUUCAGAUUUGUGGGGUCCUGAAGAUCCAAAUCUUUUUCUACCUGAACGACAUCAAAUAAAACGUCAUUCAAUUGCUUGGAUGUCAUUUGGUGUUGGUCCAAGAAAUUGUGUAGGCAUGAAAUUUGCUUUAAUGGAAAUAAAAAUUUGUUUGAUUCAAUUACUUCGUCAAUAUCGAAUAUUACCUGGAAAUAAACUCGAACAAGAGUUCAAAUGUAAAGAAAAAUUUAUAAUUCAACCCAAUGCUAUAUUUAUCAAACUUGAAAAACGUUGA
Rotaria sordida is the source of this 1566-nucleotide messenger RNA. The record is from the annotation of a GenBank genome assembly. NCBI's taxonomy places the organism in Eukaryota, Metazoa, Rotifera, Eurotatoria, Philodinida, Philodinidae.